Linum trigynum is the source of this 2594-nucleotide messenger RNA. NCBI's taxonomy places the organism in Eukaryota, Viridiplantae, Streptophyta, Magnoliopsida, Malpighiales, Linaceae. The record is from the annotation of a GenBank genome assembly.
CAAUCAAGAAGAAUAUUAAGAAGAAUCUCCUAAACCCUAGUUUAUCCUCUCAACUCCUAAUUUCUAUUCUCUCCUAAUCCAAGGCCUCGGCCGAUUCUUUAUCUAUUCUGUUCUUUCUCAUCUAAAUCCCUAAUUCCUUCUCUCAACCCUAAAUUCCUAUUCGUUACGAGUAGUAACGGGUACCGAAGAUCAGUCCCUAGAAGCCUUAAGAAGCGGGUUUCUUACAGUGGUAUCCGAGCCUGGUUACAGGCACCCACAUCAGAAUCAUGUCGAGUUCUCAAGAACACGAAUGGAAGGAAGCUGAUCGAAGGCGAUUCGCAGAAAUAAGAAAAUUUUCGGGGAGCUGGCGUCAUGCGAUUGGAACGAAGAUGAGGAUGAUUGGUUGGACGACGACGAAGACGAUGAUGUGGCACGCAUGGGUGAAGGCAUGAAGCUCGAAGACAACAUCGGGCGAGACAAGGAGGUGAUCUCCUUUGCUUCGGCCGACCCACCAGCACCGACGCAGAUCACCGCUAGGGCCAUCGAGAGGAUUACCGCGACAAAAGACGUCAAUGAGAAGUUGUCGUACAAAACUCCAACUUCUCCGAGAUGGCGAGUCUGUACCACAAAAUGUCCGGAGGUAGAUCAUCCUAUAGCUACUAUCCUGCCGCCGACUGUUCUGAAUAUCAGCAAAGAUGAGGUCAUUGACUACAACUAGAAAUUUAGAAAGAAAAGUGGGACGAGAAAGGGGGUUACAACAGAGCAUGAGGAAUAAGACUCAAAAGUCAUCGGAUCGAGCUUGCUUUCUCGCCGCCUGAUGUAUAUAUCAAGUCAUCAAAUUCCCCCACACUUAACCGUUUGUUUGUCCCCAAGGAAACCUGACCCAAACCAAUGCAGCUCUCCAGACCUCUAUAGAAACAUGCACCCCCGAUCGUCCCCGAUCGUCGGUAGAGGAUUUCCUAUAUCAUUUAACAGCUUACGAGGUCAACCGACGCACAAGACACCUCCUAGCUUCUUUGGCAAGAACUCUAGUCUCGAGUCUGCAUCAUGGAAAAUAGUAAUCAGAGGACAAAUGAAUCGUGGACGAAGGGACUCUCAAAAACAGAAAGAUCAUAGACUCACCAGGGACAGACGGAACGGUGGAACAGCCACAGAGCUAGACUCAUCAAAACACCGGAGCUGGAUGCCAAUAGGGUGGAUGCUCAUAGAGGUGUAGGAACAGGUGCCCACAAGAGCUUCUUUACCAUCUUUUAGCUGGACGCCAAUAGGGUGGAUGCUCAUAGAGGUGUAGGAACAGGUGCCUCCAAGAGCGGAUCCACAUCGCUCUUGAAGUACAAAUUCAGAUGGUGGCCAUGCACACGACGGGUGUGACCACCAGCACUGGUCAACUCGACCUGGCCAUCCGGCAGGAUGCAAGCAAGUGACUACUCGGAUGGCUAAGACGGUCGUGCCUUAGGAGACGGGACCAACUCAUAGUGGUCUCUAGCUUUCUUUCGAGCAGGCUUAGCUACCUGCAGUUUCGGCCGCCACUCCUCCUUAAUCCGCUCUGUUGGUAACUAAAAGCGGGGGCGGUGGAGGAGGAGGGGGUGCAAAGUCCUGCAAAAUGGGAGACACAGAAGGAUACUCGACAGCCUCGUGUACCUGGUGAGAUAAAGCAUGCACAGGCGAGAUAACAUUCAUAUUAUUAGUAAUGGAAAAUGUUAUCUGCUCCUCGCCAUCUCUCAAAGUCAGGGUCCCAUCAUGCACAUUUAUGAGAACCUUGGUGGUGUCUAGGAAAGGCCUACCUAGAAAAAGGGGAAAUUCUGUGUCCUUAUUGAUGUCCAAGACAACAAAAUCCACAGGAUAAAAGAAUCUGCCAACCUUAACUAGGAGGUCUUCCACUAUGCCCCUUGGAUGAACUAUAGACCGGUCAGCUAAUUGAAUACUUAUCCUAGUUGCACUGGGUUCACCUAGGGCUAGUUUCUUAAACAAUUUAUAUGGUAUAACAUUGAUACUAACGUCUAAAUCUGCCAAGGACCUCCCUACAUACAAAUUACCAAUAGAGCACGGGAUAGUAAAACUACCUGGGUCCUUCCGCUUCUGCGGGAGCUUAUCCUGCAAGAUGGGAAGAAUCUGCUCUGGGAUGAUAAUCUUCACUCCAAGGAUGAAAUCCAAGCUUGAUUGAGGAAAGGGUUAUAGGUAUAAUAUGCCCCUCUCUUAUGUCGUUUUAUCAAACAUGCCCCUCUACUAUUUUUUACAUCAAACAUGCCCUUGUACUUUAGAAAAAUGAUCAAACAUGCCCUUCUGUUAAUAUUUCAUCCAAAAACAAUCAAUCAUGGUCGUACCUUGGUUUGGGCGACACAAAUGUCUAAAAUAUCCUUGGUAAUUUCACUUUUAAAAUUUUUGGGUUCUUUUGUAGAGCCAAAUACCUCUAAUAAUUUCACUUUAACGAGACCUAGAAAAAUAAAAUGGGGAACAAAACUGACAUUUUCGCUCUCAUUUGCCGAUGUCGGGUCAUCUACAUCUCGGUUCAACCAUGGUUGGCGAUUUUUUUAAUGGAAAUUUUAACAGAAGGGCAUGUUUGAUCAUUUUUUCAAAGUACAAGGGCAUGUUUGAUAUAAAAAAUAGUCUAGGGG